AUGGAGCGCGGCGCGGCGGCGCUGAUCCGCGAGGGCUGGUUCCGCGAGACCUGCCGGCUGUGGCCGGGGCAGGCCAUGUCGCUGCAGGUGGAGGAGCUCCUGCACCACCAGCGCUCCCGCUACCAGGAGAUACUCGUCUUCCGCAGCACCACCUACGGCAACGUCCUGGUCCUGGACGGGGUGAUCCAGUGCACGGAGCGGGACGAGUUCUCCUACCAGGAAAUGAUCGCCAACCUGCCCCUCUGCAGCCACCCCGACCCCCGCAAGGUGCUGAUCAUCGGUGGUGGCGACGGGGGAGUGCUGCGAGAGGUGGUGAAACACCCGACCGUGGAGUCCGUGGUGCAGUGCGAAAUCGAUGAGGAUGUGAUCCAGGUAUCUAAGAAAUACCUCCCAGGGAUGGCGGUGGGGUACUCCAGCGCUAAGCUGACCUUGCAUGUGGGAGAUGGUUUUGAGUUCAUGAAACAAAAUCAAGAAGCCUUUGAUGUGAUUAUCACGGACUCGUCUGACCCCAUGGGUCCUGCAGAAAGCUUAUUCAAAGAAUCCUACUACCAGCUGAUGAAGACAGCCCUGCGAGAAGAUGGGAUUCUUUGCUGCCAAGGUGAGUGCCAGUGGCUGCACCUGGAUCUCAUUAAGGAGAUGCGUCAGUUCUGCAAGUCUCUGUUCCCUGUUGUGGAAUACGCCUAUUGCACCAUCCCCACGUAUCCCAGCGGGCAGAUUGGCUUCAUGCUCUGCAGCAAGAACGCAAAUACAAAUUUCCGGGAGCCUGUGCAGCAGCUCUCACAGCAACAAGUAGAGGAGAGGAGUCUGAAAUACUACAACUCUGACAUUCAUCGGGCAGCUUUCAUUCUGCCAGAGUUUGCACGGAAGGCCCUGAGCGAUGUGUGAGACAGAGAAGCUGCUUCCUUCCUUCAAGUUGGACCCUGAGAUCGUCAGUGAUGUGGUGGGGACCUUCCCAGCGGACUGCAGAUUUGCUCUCCACUGUGUGGGAUUGUUUAACCCUUUGCCAGCCAACAUUCCCUUUGAUGAUGUGUUAAAGAUGAUGGGGCAUAAGCCAGAUAAGACUAUUGAAAAGGUCCAGUGACUUAUUGCGUGAGGUCAAAACUGUUCUUUCCAGUGCUGGAAACGUAAGAUGUCUUUUUCCUUUCUCUCCUCCCUGCACCCAUUCUAAAUUCUCCCCUCCCUGCGCCCCCCUCCACCCCCUGCAACUGACAUGAUAUAUUUAUAACUGACACGUAUUUCUGUCUGGUGAUCUUCUGAAACCUGGGAAGAGUCCAGAAGGGUCACUGACUCAGCCUUAAGCACAGAGAGCGAGAGCUUUGUGCGCAAAGUUAGCUUGCUCUCUCCUAAUAGGACCUCUCUGCUGCUGAGACGUUUUGACUGGUAACGGGUCUGAGCCUUCAUGUCCCACUGCCCUUCUGCCACACCUGCACUGUUCUGCAGCACAGUUGGAGAAGUCACAGUGCAAACUGUUGCCAUUCACAAUAGGUCUCCCUCCAACCCUGAUGGAGUAGCAGUAUUAAACACCAGCCAGGCAGGCUGGCAGCAAAGUCUUGUG
Molecule: messenger RNA, 1555 nt
Organism: Gavia stellata (red-throated loon)
Lineage: Eukaryota; Metazoa; Chordata; Aves; Gaviiformes; Gaviidae
Gene: SRM
Product: spermidine synthase
Exons: 8
Coding region: 1-885 (294 amino acids)
Biological process (GO): spermidine biosynthetic process
Cellular component (GO): cytosol
Molecular function (GO): spermidine synthase activity
Source: RefSeq, a predicted model, not a curated record